AUCCAUUUCCCUAACUCACCUCCAUUUCACAUCUCCUCGAGUCUUGCCCACUAUAUAAACCUACCUCAAGAAUCCCUUCCCCACCAAGAUUUCAAGAAAAAAGGAGGAAAAAGAGCUUAGUUUCAAACCCAGAAGCUGCCUGUCACAGAGAGAGAAGAGGGAGAGAGAGAAAGCAUCAAGAAUGGCGGACAUAGCGAUCCUGGUGGCGGAGGAGUACGAGAGGAGGACCAAGAAUUACCCGAGGACGAAGCUGAAGGCCGACGAAGGCGGCGUCGGUGGUGAUCGGUUUGAAGGUCUGAGCCUGAGGCUGGUCUCUUCUUCUGUGUCCUCGUUUUCGGAGCGAGUGAAGAACAAGAUGGUGGGAGAGGAAAAGAAGCUGGAGAUGGUGAAGUGGGUGCUGGAGCCCAAGUGCCCCUUGAGUCUCGCAGCCUCUGAUGGGCUCUUCUCUGCCUGAGCCUUCCACCUCUCGUUUGAAUUUGUACGUUGUCGAUCAACUAAAGAUUGUAAAUUAACUCUAAUUCGAGAGGAACUGUUUAUAUUUGAGCUCCAUUUCCCAGGAACUAAUUGAUGUUCUUCUCUUUUCGUAUUUUUCUUUUGCCUUGUCUGUAAUUUCGAAGUAUGUAAAGAUUUUCAUAUUUUUUUUUCAGUCCGAAUUGGUUCCACUCUA
Eucalyptus grandis is the source of this 667-nucleotide messenger RNA. RefSeq lists its product as uncharacterized. Lineage: Eukaryota; Viridiplantae; Streptophyta; Magnoliopsida; Myrtales; Myrtaceae. The record is from RefSeq and is a predicted model, not a curated record. The transcript has a single exon. The coding region runs from base 182 to 454 and encodes 90 amino acids.